Contarinia nasturtii (swede midge) is the source of this 606-nucleotide messenger RNA. Its product is annotated as general odorant-binding protein 19d-like. Gene Ontology annotation, molecular function: odorant binding. The record is from RefSeq and is a predicted model, not a curated record. The transcript is spliced from 3 exons. The coding region runs from base 59 to 517 and encodes 152 amino acids. Lineage: Eukaryota; Metazoa; Arthropoda; Insecta; Diptera; Cecidomyiidae.
AGCCCUACAGCUAUUUAUUGUCAUUAAAUAUUGACAGAAAAUUCAGUUUUAGUUCACAAUGAAAUCAUUUUUUUCCGUUCUAUUUAUUAUCGGUAUUACAUUCAUCGUUGGUUUGGAAGCUUUGAAGCCAGAAGAAAGUGCGGCCGAGAAAAAACUUCUCAACGAAUGUAAAAAUUUGGCUGAAGCCACUGACGACGAUGUCAAUCUUCUUUUAGAACGUAAAGUUCCCGAAGAUUACAAGGGAAAAUGUUUGCUGAAAUGUGCUUAUGAAAAAUCAGGAGUUAUUCUUGAAGGAACCUUUUCUAUUGAAAAAGUCAAAGCAUUUGGAACUAAAUUAUUGGAGGAUAAUACGAAGGCACUCGGUAUUUUCAACGAAAUGAUUGUCGAAUGCCAAACCGUUGCUGAUCCAGAUAUUUGUGAACAAAGUGCAAAAUUCAUGGACUGCAUGAUAAAGGCGGGACUGGAACGCGGAAUCGACCCAAAGAAAGGCAUCAAAGAAUCAAUUGGAUCAAUUUAAAUGUGAUAUCACUAUAUAGCUUUAAACGAAUAAAUUGAGUGUUUCGUUUCAAAAUUAUAAAAUGCAAACGAAACCCUUCAUGCUACCAA